UGCUGAAUGUCGCCGCUGGCAAAGCGCCAAUGCAAAUCUCCACCGAGGGCUCAGGUGCUCCCCAAAAGGCCAUUGAUGGUUCAACAUCCGCAUUUUUCACACCAGAAACCUGUUCACUAACCAAAGCUGAACGUUCGCCUUGGUGGUAUGUGAAUCUCUUGGAGCCAUAUAUGGUGCAAUUGGUGCGAUUGGAUUUUGGAAAAUCGUGCUGUGGCAACAAACCGGCUACCAUUGUUGUGCGCGUCGGUAAUAACCGCCCUGAUCUGGGCACCAAUCCGAUUUGCAAUCGUUUCACUGGUCUACUCGAAGAGGGUCAACCACUGUUUCUGCCCUGCAACCCCCCAAUGCCUGGUGCAUUUGUCUCCGUGCACUUAGAGACGAAUAUACCAAAUCAACUGUCCAUUUGUGAAGCCUUCGUCUACACCGAUCAAGCUUUGCCCAUCGAACGUUGUCCCACGUUCCGCGAUCAGCCACCCGGUGCGCUGGCCUCCUACAAUGGCAAGUGUUACAUUUUCUAUAACCGCCAGCCCCUAAACUUCCUCGAUGCGCUCUCAUUUUGUCGCUCUCGCGGCGGCACACUCAUCAGCGAAAGCAAUCCUGCGUUGCAGGGCUUCAUUAGUUGGGAACUAUGGCGUCGGCAUCGCACUGACAUUAGCUCACAAUAUUGGAUGGGCGCUGUACGCGAUGGCACAGAUCGCAAUACCUGGAAGUGGGUGAAUGGCGAAGAGGUGGCGGUAUCUUUCUGGAAUCAUCCGGGUGGCGAUGAAGACUGCGCGCGUUUUGACGGCUCGAAGGGUUGGCUCUGGAGUGACACCAACUGCAAUACGCUACUGAAUUUCAUUUGUCAACAUCAACCAAAGACCUGCGGUCGUCCUGAGCAACCGCCAAACUCGACUAUGCUGGCACUAAACGGCUUCGAAGUGGGCGCACAGAUCAACUAUUCCUGCGAUGCUAAUCAUUUGCUUGUGGGUCCAGCGACACGUACGUGCUUGGAGACUGGUUUCUAUAAUGAAUUCCCACCGGUUUGUAAAUAUAUCGAAUGUGGACUGCCUGCUUCUAUUCUACAUGGCUCAUAUGACCUCAUCAAUGGUACUGUGGGCUAUCUCAGCGUAGUGAAAUAUUCAUGCGCUAAGGGCUUUGAGAUGAUUGGACGUGCAGUACUGACCUGCGACUUCGAUGAGCGCUGGAAUGGCCCACCGCCGCGUUGUGAAAUUGUUGAGUGCGACACGCUACCAGGCAAUUACUACAACACCAUUAUAUCCGCACCGAAUGGCACUUACUAUGGCUCAAAGGCAGAGAUCUCCUGCCCGAGCGGGUACCGGCUCGAAGGACCACAUGUGCUUACCUGUUUGGCUACUGGCCAAUGGAGUAGCGCUUUGCCUCGUUGCAUCCGCCUCGAACCCUCUACGCCAGCACCUACGCAACCUCCACCACCUCCACCUACACAGCCACCCACAUCAUCACCGACAGCACCAUCAACCACUUCCUACAGGCCACGGCUUACCUCAACUUCAAGACAGCCAUCUUACAAACCCACCAUCAGUACUACACAAACGACAAGUACCACACAGCAGCUUGAUGCUGUUGGCGGCGAUUCCGAUGAGGAAGUCACUUAUAUUGUGCCCGGCACUGUGCGUGAGGAAUUCCCGCCACGUCGGCCGCUACGUCCUGUCACUGUGUCUAAACGCCCUAGCACCACGCCGGCCUACUUCUCGCCUACCACUUCUACCACCACCAGCACGACACCGCGACCACGUAUUUACGCUCCUGUGGAGUCCACCACUCGCAACACUCAGAAUAUUAUACUUAAUGCGCAUCCACAAGAUAAUGAAAUCGCGGACAGCGUUAAUAUUCGACAUAACCAGUCGCCGAAUGUCAAUGUUCCAUACGCUGUGGAUAAUGUCGAUCGUAAGGAAACCAAGGAGGCUAAACUCAAUUUGGGCGCCAUUGUCGCUUUGGGCGCAUUCGGCGGUUUCGUGUUUCUAGCUGCGGUCAUUACGACAAUCAUCAUUUUGGUGAGAAGGUGAGUGGCACUACUUUUUCUACCUUUCGUAUCUUUUUGAAGUACGUUUUUAUGAAAGAAGAGGGGUCGCAGUGUACAGUAGUAUCGAGCUUUAGAGAGAAUCUU
Rhagoletis zephyria (snowberry fruit fly) is the source of this 2128-nucleotide messenger RNA. RefSeq lists its product as uncharacterized. The record is from RefSeq and is a predicted model, not a curated record. NCBI's taxonomy places the organism in Eukaryota, Metazoa, Arthropoda, Insecta, Diptera, Tephritidae.